Oppiella nova is the source of this 957-nucleotide messenger RNA. The record is from the annotation of a GenBank genome assembly. NCBI's taxonomy places the organism in Eukaryota, Metazoa, Arthropoda, Arachnida, Sarcoptiformes, Oppiidae.
AUGAGCUCAACGCUGGAACAGUUACGGGCGAUGACUGUCGUGGUCGCCGACACCGGAGACUUCGACUCCAUGAAGGAGUUUAAGCCGACGGACGCCACGACCAACCCGUCGCUCAUUUUAGCCGCAGCUAAGAUUCCCAAGUAUUCCGCGAUUAUCGACAGAGCCGUCGACUUCGGGAAGAAGAAUAACAACAAUUUGGAGCAAACUAUGGACUACUUGUUUGUGUUGUUCGGCAUCGAGAUCCUGAAGGUGGUGCCCGGGAGGGUGUCCACCGAAGUGGACGCCCGACUCUCCUUCGACAUCGAGGGUUCCGUCAAAAAGGCGCGACAACUGAUCCAACUGUACGAGAAGGAGGGCAUCAAAAGGGAGCGGGUUUUGAUAAAAUUGGCGACGACUUGGGAAGGGGUGAAAGCGGCCGAACAGCUGGAAAAGGAGGGCAUUCACUGCAAUCUGACGCUUCUGUUUAACUUCGCUCAGGCCGUGGCCUGCGCUGAGGCGGGCGUUACCCUCAUCUCGCCAUUCGUGGGCCGCAUAUACGACUGGUAUGUGGCGGCGACCGGCAGGAAGGUGUACGACAACCCGAGCGACGACCCCGGCGUCGUGUCCGUCACUAAAGUGUACAACUAUUACAAAAAGCACGGCUACAAGACGGUGGUGAUGGGCGCCUCCUUCCGCAACAUCGGCGAAGUGAAGGCUCUGUCGGGCUGUGAUUUGUUGACGAUAUCGCCGGCCCUGUUGGCCGAACUGUCCAAAGAGACGGGCGUCAAGUUGGAGCGGGCGUUGAGUGCAGACGCGGCCAAAAAGCUGGACAUUCCUCGCACUCAUUACGACGAGAAGAAGUUCCGGUGGGAACUGAAUGAGGAUCAGAUGGCCACCGAUAAGCUCAGCGAAGGCAUCCGCAAGUUUGCCGCCGAUUGUAUCACUUUAGAGAAUCUGAUUAAACAAAAACUUCAGUAA